UUGACCUUUCGGGAAAUUUUCACUUCUUAUUCCAUCGAAAUGAUGAAUUUUGAUGUGUUGUACUGAGCAUACUCCGAGGGGAAUUUCGCCACGUGCGGACCGUGACAAAGCAAAUUUAAAUACAGAUAUAUUUGGAGUUAUUUGUGAACUAUUCGAAGACAUCGAGCUUUGAAUAAUUGCAACAAAACCACGUUCGUCAUGGGGGGCGGUGGAAGCCAUCAUGAAACUCACUUUAAUUAYAUCGACCGUACAGCCGAAAUAAUCAGAGARGCACAACGAAGGGAAGAACAACGAAUGGCYGAGGAAAGACGACAAAGAGAGAUCGCAGAAUUAYAACGAAUUCAGCGAGAAACGGAAGCUCGCGCAGCAAUCGAAAGGCAGCGAUUUCUGGAGGAACAAGAGCGGAUCAGAAGAGCCGAGGAAGAAAKAAAAAGAAUCGAAAACGAACGUUUAGAGCGUGAAAGACAGAGGUUGAGAGUUUUGCAAGAGAGGGCAUCAAAACAACGCCGGUCAUUGUUUGAUUACAAACUUGGCUGCAUGACUGGCUUGAGGAAUGUUCAAAUCCAAKCUAGCGAAUUUAAAAAGCUUCGCAUAGGUGUGUUUGGCCCAACCGGAUCUGGAAAGAGCUGUUUUAUCAAUACAUGCGAGCGAACAGUGCGACAAACAGACAAGGGCUCUGUUCCAAUUGCAACGACUGGUUCUGAAGGGACUAUCAUUCUGGAAGACUACUUAACUGAGAUGUUUUUCCGACUGGUCGAUACCCGGGGUUUUUUCAGCUACGACCACCAUGAGGGCAGGGAAAUGAAUGACAUUCUUUACGGUAGGAUUAAGUCGGGUGAUGUCAUUAAGAGAGGGAGUGACCGACUAAACUACAAGUCUCCAGCAAAGAAGAAGGAUGUACCUUUUGAAGAUUGGUUACAUGCAGUCAUACUAGUCGUGAAAGCUAAUGACAUAAGGCUUAAGAAUGGAUCGCUAGAGAUGUACCUCAAGCCUGUCCGUGAUAUUCUGCAUUCUGUAGGAAUGUGUCCAGUAACUGUUGUUACUCACAAAGACACCCUGAACAAUAAACAAGAAUGCACUAACGCACUACAAUGUGCUGCCGCAGCAACAGGAAGCUCACUCACCGACACCUUCUUUGUAGCCAACUACUGCCCCAAUAACCCUGGUCCUGAUGUGGAGACUGAGCUACAAAUCUUUGAGAUUCUCAAUUGUACUCUCAAAGCAUCAGAGGAGUACAUUGAAAAUGCUAAACGAAAGAAACACGAGAAGAUUGAAAGAGAGAUGAACAAGGUGUUAUGUGGCAAAGUAAAUAAAAAACCUGACUCAAUUGUAUCGCAUGCCCCUAUUGGACUCUUUUUACACAUUUUACAUGCCAAACACAGCUGGAAAGAUAUUGAUGUCCCCACGUUGACAGAGUUACUUAUGGAGCAAGAUGUCACUUCUCUUGGAAUUCUAGCAGCAUGUUGGAUAGAAAUCAAUACUUUACUGCCUUUAUGUGUAAUGACUGCAAUUGAAACUGACUUGAGGAAAAUGCUGAUGAUUUUCGAAGACUUCCUUUCUGAGAUGUUCUUCAGACUGGUUGACACCAGAGGGUUUUUCCACUACGAUGCUAGCGAGGAGUGUGAGUUCAACGACAUUUUGUAUGGCCGAGUGAAACCCGGAGAUGUCAUAAAKAGARCAGGCGAURUGUCAUCUCAUCCACCAGAAGUGAAGAGAAAAGAGGCGCCAUUUAGUGACUGGACCCAUGGUAURAUUCUGGUAGUUAAYGGACAGGAUACUCGACUCCGCAAUGGAAUGUUGAAAGAUUAUUUUAGUCAAAUAAGAAUGUUAUUGCGCACGAUAGGUUUUUCCCCUGUAACGGUGGUGACACACAGAGACACCCUCAAAACACAGAAAGAGUGUGAGGAUGCCCUAGAGCUUGCUUCAGCRGCUACAGGAAGCUCACGYAGUCACACGUUCUUUGUGGCCAACUAUUGCCCUGAUAAUCCUGGACCUGACGUSAACACMGAGCUCCAAGUCUUCGAUAUUUUGCAUUUUGCUCUCACUACAGCCGAACGUUAUGUUAAGAUAGCAAAACAACAGAAGAGGAACAGACAGGAGGAUCAAAUUCAGAAGGCAAUAGACGAUAUCUGCAACAACGUACAAACACUACUCGUCGAUCCCACAAUUCCAGUUGACCUUUUUCUGACAGCACUUCAAGCCAAGUACGGAUGGAAAGACGCAGACCUCAAAAAAGUAUUGGAUCAAACAGACCAGGAAGACAUCAAAACCAUAGGGGUCCUGAACAAAACCUGGAAAGAGAUAGAUAAGACGGUUCCUUUAAAAAUGCGAAAUGUCAUCGAUAAGUAUUUAAAGAUUAUGUUUAAAACAUCUGGCCAAACUUUUCAGUAUGUUCUUAUUUCCAUCGCGAUUCCUAUAAUCAUGAUUUUGGUGUAUGCAGUGUUUUUUCAUAGUUGUGAUUAAGUUAACAUAGGUUGUUCCUUGGUGUUACUGAGUUARAGACYGAAGAUACUGGAAACAAACAAUGAAACGUCUCCCUACUUCCCAGUUGCCCUCUUCUUCACCAGUUCUUCUAAAGGAACCCCAAUAGUAGAAAGAGUAAAAGGGUAGUGUGGUUAAGGAGGGCCAGAGUCCACAAAGAUCAAUUUUUAUUCAAUUAUUUCUAAAGUAUAUAGAUUAUCAAAUUACAAUUUAUAAACGUAUCUUAAAAUACGUAGGUGCAUGAAGGUAGUUAAAUUGUGUAAGCUUCUAAUUAAGUGAUGACGUUUAGAAAUAAAACAAAAUAAAUUAGUUUACACAUAGA
This is a messenger RNA of Exaiptasia diaphana, 2803 nucleotides long. RefSeq lists its product as uncharacterized. The record is from RefSeq and is a predicted model, not a curated record. The transcript has 7 exons. Bases 199 to 2463 code for a protein of 754 amino acids. Lineage: Eukaryota; Metazoa; Cnidaria; Anthozoa; Actiniaria; Aiptasiidae.